CUCUGUGCUACAACCUUGUCUACCUUCACUUAAAUGCAUGUGGAAUGAUUCGACUUCUAGCGUCUGUCUGUUGGUGCUCAGUUCUCUAGGUAAAGAGUGCUUCUUCUGGUUUUCUCGAAUCUCUCGCGCUUGGAGAGGAUAGACAGACCUUGGUCUUCAGGUCUGUUGGGGUCAGUUCACGAACCAUGACUUCCUCGCCCGUCGUACCGGGCCAGGUUCUGGCCAGCACAUCUUCACACAUUCCAGGUCCGGGAACUCACGUCUACGAGAACAACAUCCUCGCCUCUAUCCUGGGACAAUCACUCAUCACCCCGGCACCGAACAGAUCAGGCAAGCCAACAGUCUCUGUACCCCGUCAAGCCACGGCUAUAGCUUCCCUCAACUCAUUGCCAAAGGUUGGCUCUGCCGUUCUCUGCCGCGUCACGAGGGUCCGACAGAGGGAACUCGGCGCCUCGAUCCUGGCCAUCGUCGACCCGUCCUCGUCGGGAGCCGUCUCCGCCAGCGAAAUCAUCUCUUACUCCCAGAUCACCGACGACGACCUCCAAUUCCAAUGCAUCCUUCGGCGCGAAGACAUCCGCACGCACGAAAAGGACAAGAUCGUCAUCAACGACAUGUACCGCGUCGGCGACAUCAUUCGCGCCACGGUGAUCAGCUUGGGUGAUGAGAGGAACUACUACAUUAGUACGGCGGGGAAUGAGUUCGGCGUCGUGGUGGCCACGAGUGAGGCUGGCAACGCAAUGGUUCCCGCAAGUUGGAAGGAGAUGAAGGAUGCCCUGACGGGCAAGGGCGAAAGUCGCAAAGUCGCAAAACCUUCGUGAAAGCCCGUGCAACAAACAACGCUCCUCGAAAAGGUCUGGUCUAUUUUCCAUGUACGAGCCAGAUAUCGUCAUGGCCGAACCCUCGGCAAAUACUACAAGUGGCGGGAUCUGCGAAGGGGCACAUUACCCGGAUUACAGCCAGGACGUCCUCAGCUGUAUCAACCCGCACUGCUACGCUUCUGUGAGAGCGAAAGAGGGUGUGGUUACACCCUGCUUCGUCCAGAAGUCGCAGCGCAAGCAAAUGUGAAGCUCAGCUUGCCUAACCAGAGCAAGCUCACCAGGCCUUUUCAAGCCCUGUCUCGCACCACGCCACGGACAGGAACAAGGCGCUGACUGACAGGACUCUUCAGGCUGAAACUGGGUGAGCGAUCCACAGCAAUAAAACUCAGUGUCCUGAAUGAGAUAGGAGACAGAGCUCUCACAAUGCAAUCACCCAGCGUCAGCUCCGCCCUGCCAGCGCUGAGCCGAGAUAUUGCUGGGUGGAGAUGGAAACGCGAGGAAAUUUGGACCAGACCAAGACUGCUUCUCCGGCCUCGCUCUUGAAAUUCAGACUCGGGACAAACUCAAAGUCCAAUUCGAACUCCGAACAUACUAUCGGUCACGUCCUCUUCCAAACGCCUCUCCAGGGUCCUUGCAAGAGGUACAGUAUGUGCCUACAAGCGCGCCAGCUACCUACCGAGACAGAUGAAGAUCUCUUCCCACCAUUACCUCUUGACAUCCACCAUCUCCAUCUCCUUCUUCCUCCCUCUGUGAUUCCACGC
This is a messenger RNA of Cladophialophora immunda, 1579 nucleotides long. RefSeq lists its product as uncharacterized. The transcript is spliced from 2 exons. Gene Ontology annotation, molecular function: RNA binding. Gene Ontology annotation, cellular component: cytoplasm; nuclear exosome (RNase complex). Gene Ontology annotation, biological process: RNA processing. Lineage: Eukaryota; Fungi; Ascomycota; Eurotiomycetes; Chaetothyriales; Herpotrichiellaceae. The coding region runs from base 186 to 818 and encodes 210 amino acids. The record is from RefSeq and is a predicted model, not a curated record.